CCGUCUGACGUCUUCUGCGGAGGGUCAGGGUUUCUGUCUGGUGUGGGCUGGGGGCCGCAGGCUGACUGGGUCUCACUGCUUCUCUGACCUCCCACAGCUCAGCCUCUUCUGAGCCCACCAUCCACAGGGGGCUACCGCAGGGUACCCAGUGAUAGCCUUGGCCUCAAGGAGCGGGGGACUAGCUCUCCCGCGAAUGGUCACCCCUUUUUCCCGACGGUGGAUUUGUUUCUGACCUUUGACCUGGAGCUUCUCUGCUCACGCAGGUCCCUGAACUCCACUCAGGCGUCCAGACCUCCUGUGGGUGAGGAGGGAACUGCUGAGGAAAGGCCCCCCUUCUCUCCAACCCUCCCUCCCUCCUGCGGACCUUACAUCCAGCCAAGGGUAGGCUCUGAGCUAUGAGGGCAAUUAAGGAAGUUUGUGAAACGAUUGUUAUUUCAGGGGUCUACAGUGUCAGUAUUCAUCUGACUAGCCUUUAGAGUGUCUGGGUCAGCCCCUGGGGAAGCACCGGUGGCAUCCGUGGCUGGGGUCCUAUGGAGAUGUCAGUCCUGUAAACAGAUGAGGGCCCUCAGGGUAUGCGUGCCCUGGUAGUUAUCUCUACUGGAUGAAUGGACAUCCUGGGAGGGAGGUCGGUUCCUACUGGGGGAGGCGGGGCUAAAGAUCAGACUUAAAUAGGGUCUGCGUAGGUGGAAGGGGGCAAAAGGGUAUUCCAAGCGGAGGGAGCCGCAUAUACAAAGGUAAGAGGCUUAAACCGAGGGGGUACGGCUGGAUUCCGCGCUCUGGAGUAGCCCUGAGGUGGUGAGGGAGCAGAUCAAGCUAGCUUAGGGGGUGUGGACUGGGUCCUGUUGGUGCCUGAAGUGUUUUAAGCAAGGCAUUGGUGCGAUUAUACUUGUUUUUUGGUCGGAAUGUAUGAGCAGCUGAAUAAGGUAGUGAGAGAAGAGUAGAGGCGUCAUAUCUCAGAUUUGUGAAGCCGUAGCGGCGCCGGGUCUCGGGAGUGAAGGUGGGGUAGUGUGAGCGCAUCUGUUUGCAGACAGAGAAAGUUCAGUGUAGUCUGUUCUUUUAAGGCAGUUGGUGAAGAAAGAGAGCAACGUGAGGGUGGGAAGUGAUGCAGAAAUGAUGGAGGAUUUGUCUGUCUUUGAUUCUUUUUUGUUCAAGUUGGGACAGAUUUGAGCUGUGGGAAAAAACUGAAACUGGUACUGUAGUUUUAAAUCUUGAUAAGGUCAAAUGUAUCAGGUUUUUCCAUUAUGCCUUGAACUUGGGUUUUAUUGAAGGAGUUUCCCCUACUGCAAUCCAUAGUUCUAUAUAUAUAUUUUUUCCUACUAUUUAUAACAAGUUAUAUUAGGAAAUAUCUCAAAUGCAGCAUGCAAAGUAGAAAAAGAAAGAAACCUUUGUGCUUAUCAUCUAGACUGAGCAAAUGUUAAAGGUUUAUUUGCUUCAGAUUUUCUGAAGAACUAAAACCUCAUAAAUACUUGAAGGCUUUUUGCACCCUCCCUAUUGGAUUUUCCUUCUUCUCACUCAGAGGUUUUCUUAGUGUCUUUGCAAAGGCUUAGAAUCGGACUGUAGCCAGGGCGGCUCUGUCCUGUCUGCAUAUUCAAGCUUCUUUCUACCCGCUUCUACCUGCAGAGUCUCGGAGGCCGGAGCUGAGCCUCCAGCUGACGACGAAAGAAAAUGGGCGUGAGAGAGGUGUUCAGAGCCACCCAGCUUACUAGAGGCCGAGCCAGCACUAGCCCCCAGGGCUCCUGUCCGGAGGAGGCUGGGCGGGGCCCUCAUCGCUAAGCCCCGCCCCUCCCCACCCUCCACCCCUUCAGACCUUCUCACGGAUUUCCUCUCCUCCAGGGGCAGGACUCUGAUAGGAGGUCAUGGAGAGAGAACCCAGUAAGAUGAUAUAUGUAUAUUUUUAUGCCAUACUUAAGUAUUAAACAAUGAGCACGUUUACUGUUGAAAAAAUUAGAAAAUGUGGAAAACAAAUCCUGCCGUGUGAAGGUAACCAUUGCUAACAUUUUGCGUGUUUUCUAUAGAAGUUUUUUCUUUACAUGUUUAUGAAAACCCAUUCCAUGACGAUGAAGCAGGAGAUGGAGUAGAGGGUCACAGACCACUGUUUUUGAGCCACGCUGUUGGGCCCGCCUUCCCGUAUUAGCUUCCUGGGGCCGCCAUCACAAGUACCACAGACUGAGUGGCUUACACAACAGAAACUGAGUCUCACACAGUUCAGGAGGCUGGAAGUCUGAGAUCAGGGUGUGGGCAGGCUUGGUUCCUCUGAGGCCACGAGGGAGGACCUGCUCCAGGCCUCUCCCCGAGCUUCCGGAGCUCUGCUGGCACUCCGUGGUUUCUGCUGCAUCACCCUGACCUCUGUCUCUGUGUCUAAAUUUCCCCUUUUCAUAAGGACACAGCCAUAUUGCGUUAAGAUCCACCCCAGUGACCUCAUUUUCACUUGAUCGUCUGCAAGGACCCUCUUACUAAGUAAGGUCAUGUUCUGAGGUCCUGGGGGCUAAACCUUCGACAGAGCUUUUGGGGGAACACAAUUCAACCCAUUGUACUUCCCCUCCAGGAUGCUAUCUCAGGGAACCCCAUAGCUGUUGGGUCACUUCAGGUUAUAAUAGAAUAGGCCCCUCUCAGUUGCCAGCUGUCUGUGAACAUCUUACUCUCAUGUCCAGUCUCCAGCUUCUCCCUGCCCCAUGUGGAGCCAGAGGUCUGGGGCCUCGCCAUGGGAAGGGCAUGUGAUCUGUUCUGUCUCUGCUCCUUGACUCUUCCUUCUCACUGGAUUCCCUCCUUUCUCCUCCAGGGUCAGGGUAUGAGGAGGGGAGAGUAGAGGAAAAAAUAGCUCAGAUUUUCCCCUGCUUGGUGUUAUUUGUAGCUCUCACCUGCCUAGUGCUGGCUGCCCUCAACUCUGCAGGAGGCCAUGUGAUGGCCCUUUGUCGGGGUGCCCAGCCUGGGACACCCGCAGUGGCUCUCUGCAGACCUCCAUGCUCUUGGCUCAGUGGUCCUGCCCCUCAGGACCAGCUCUCUUCACCCUGCCAGCAGCCUGCUUCAUCAGCACCCCUGCAGUAGGGCUUUAAGCCCACUUAGCUUCCCCACCAUCCACUUGGCUCCCCCGAGAACCCUCCCAUCCUUGAUCCAGCAAACGUGCAGCUGGCUUCCGCUCCUGCGCCCUCCCUUCCCCUGGCUGCCGUGGGGAGCCUCUGACUUCUGAAUUCGUCAGCUGGAGAGCUGACUCCUGUUUCUGGGUUCCUGCAUGCCCUAAACAUUCAAAGGAGCCCCCCUCUGGGGAGCUUCUGCAGCUGGACAUACGCCAGCCUGGGGCUGUAGUUCUCCCUUUUUCCAGGCUCCCUCCAGCACCCAUGAACAGUUUUCUUGGAGCACACCCCCUCUUGGCUUGCAAGGGGAGCAAUCCCCGACUAGGACGGGAGGCAAGCCCACGGUACACUUGCUCAACAGACAGCUCUCCUUCGAUAAUUCCCUCCCCCAAAGGAAGGAAUCUGUUAGGGUGUGUCUGGAAGCUCCUCCUUAGAACUUGGGGUGUUUGGGAUUUAGCUGAAAUUUCCAGGCACGUGGGAAAAAAUCCCAUCCAUUCUCCUGUUACGCAUCUGUGAGUCAUAUGCUAUGUAUCCUGCUUUUUUCACUUGCUGGUGUUGUUGGAAGAUCAUUCCAUGUCAAAUAUUUAUAAUAUUUUAAGUUGAUUCAUAGCUUGGCAUGCUUUAAUUGUAUCAUAAUUUAUUAACCAAUCUCUUAUUUUUAAGCACUUAGGUAGCCUCCAAUUUUUUUAAAAAAGACACCCUCAGAAUUCUUUAUGGAGUUUCUGUAAUUCUAGAGUUUUAGUGUCUCUGCAGAAUUCUUGGAUCAAACUCCAGUGUGUCUCUGUCCUGAGUAGGAACUUACCUAGGACCAACCUCGUGUCUAUUCAGGAGAGAUAGGUGUGGGGUCCAGUUGAUGCUUCCAGCCACAGUAAAUUUGCUCCUGAACCUUCGUGUUCCGGUUCCCUGGGAAAAUGAGGAAAGGAGGAGGGCUCAGGAGAAGUCAUCAGAUCUUGUCCCAUAUUUGGUGUCUGCUUUUCCCAGACCAGCAAGGAAGGACCAUGUGCCAGACUACAAAUGCCCUAGAACAGAAGCAACGUGGCAUUGAGCUUUCAACCUCAAGGACCAUGCAGAACACCAGUGACGUACCUGGUCUUCCGUAGAUGCUUGCUCACUGAAUGGAUGGAUGGAUGAAUGGGUGAAUAGAGAUCCAGAAGUGAGAUAUUUUCUAAUGAUCUUUUUUUUUCUCUCCCACGAAAUGUCGUACAAAGUUAGGGGCAUGCUAAGCUUCCUAUAUAACUUAACAUGGGGAAACCUGACCUCCGAAGGUGGUAAGAUCCAUCUCCUCUACACCUUUGCCAUAAUACUCUGUGCUGAGCACUCCAGUUUAAUCAGGAGUGUGCUGUUCCAGGGGUCGUUAUCAUUCAGAGACGUGGCUGUGGGCUUCACCCGUAAGGAGUGGCAGCAGCUGGACCCUACGCAGAGGACCCUGUACCGGGAUGUGAUGCUGGAGAACUACAGCCACCUGGUCUCCGUGGGGUGUCAAGUCACCAAACCAGCUGUGAUCUCCAGGUUGGAGCAGGGGCAAGAACCGUGGAUGAAGGAGGAAGAGAUCCUCAGAUGGAGCUUUCCAGUUUUGCAAGUUGAUACCCAAGUAGAGAGACAACGGGAACACCAAAACAAACUUUUGAAGCAAGCUGCACUCCUAGACAAGAAAAAAUUGACCACAGAAGGGCAAAACGCAUGUAACACAGUCGAAAAAAACACCUGUCAGAACACAAACGUCGUUUCUUCAGGACAACAGGUCCCUAAGUGCGAGUCAUGUGGAGCAGCCUUGCCGGGUAAUGCAGGCGUUACUCCUAACGCGUACCUUGCAAGAAGGAGAUUUGAAUAUGAUGCACAGGGGAACUUAUUUCUCUAUUCUAAGCUGGAAACUCCACAUUCUGGGGCACACCCACGUGAAUGUAACCAAUGUAGAAAUGCUUUAAGCCAUGACCAAGCCCUUAAUGCUGAUCAGAGAACCGACAGUAACGAGAAACCCCACAAAUGUACCAAAUGUGGGAAAGGCUUCUCCCAUAAAUCAGAAAUCAUCACCCAUCAGAGAGUCCACAGGGAUGAGAAGUCCUCUGGAUGCAAUGACCAGGGGGAUGGCCUGAGGGAGGAGAAGGUUUGCCUCAGCAAAAAACAUCCGGGAAACCACACAGACGAGAAACCCGGUGGAAAUGGCAAAUGUGGUAAAAGGCUCUCCCCAGAAACAAGCCUCUCCAUACCCGAGGCCAUUCUGGCUGGAGAGAAGCCUUAUAAGUGUUCAGACUGUGAGAAAAUCUUCUCCCACAAGUCACGUCUCAUCGAACACCACAGAUCCCACACGGGAGAGAAACCCUAUGGCUGCGAAGAAUGUGGGAAAUCUUUCUCCCGGAAGUCAUGCCUCAUUAUCCACUACAGAAUCCACACAGGAGAGAAGCCCUAUGGCUGCAGCCAGUGUGGGAAAGCCUUCUUCCAGAAGUCACACCUCAUCCUUCACCAGAGGACUCACACUGGAGAGAAACCCUACGAGUGCAGCGAAUGCGGAAAGGCUUUCUCCCAAAACUCCUGCCUCAUCAUACACAAGAGAACCCAUAUGGGCAAGAAGCCCUAUGAAUGCUCUGACUGUGGGAAAACGUUCUCCCAGAAGGCGAACCUCAUCAGACACCACAGAAUUCACACCAGGGAGAAACUGUACGGAUAAAGUGAGAGAGAAGUUUUCAUCAGGAAUUCCCAACACAUCUAGGAAUGAAAACCCUGUGGAUUUUGUGAACAUGGAAAAUCCUUCAGCAAGAAGUCCAAUGCCACUGUGGGCAGACCUUCCUACCAACUUGGAGAACUAGGAAAUGCUUAUUCUCUUAAAACUAAGGAUAGAAGGGUAAUGAUGCUCUAGAGAGAUCUAUUUUUAUAGGAUAAACUUAAACUUAACUAUGAAGUGUAUCUGUGUCUACAUUAACUGUGGCUAUUGAGCUGUAAGUGAAUAAUUUAAACCAUUAAUAUAACAGACUGAAUAAGCCACAGAACAAUGCCAGGGGUAUGCGGGGACUAUGUUCCUGGAGAUGCUACAUAAACAGAAUUUUAUUUUACUUAUUUUUGAACUGCAUUUGUAGUUGAACAUAAUUGUGAACUUGUAGACACAGAUACCAUAAUAUGUAGGAUGACAUCUAUCAAAAGUUUCCACACUAAAUUACACCCUUUUGUCUUUAAUAUACGUUAUAACUGGGAUUUACUACUCAACCGGAAGUCCAUACACCGUACCACACACCAUUUGUUUUUUUGUUUGCUGGCAAGUAUUACAGAGCCCCCCUGGAUCUGGAAACCAGCAAUUUCAUGACAUCCCCUGAGCUCUCUCCAUCAACUAGUUUAUAAGUCAUGUUAAAUGAGUAAGGUUGGGACUCCCUUUUCUGGCAGUAUAGUGGACCACCUAAAGUGAAAAAUGUUCCACUGUAAACCACUUGAAAUUAUGGACAAUAACAGGUGACAUUCUUUUAAAUGCAUAAUUCAGCUUGCAAGAAAAUCAGUGAGGUUUCCAGGUGCCAGUUCCAGAGGGAACUGAAAAGUGUGUGAGUUGAUGCUGUAAGCUUCCCUGUAGGUUUGUUUACCCAGAAGCUUGGGUGUUAAAAGCUAUAGGCAGAAGCCUUGGCACUGAAAUACCUCAUACAUUGAGAAAUUUCAAAAGCCUGUACAUAUAGGGAAAGGAUGGACCAGAGAAAAACCUGCUCAUUUGCUCAGGAAGCUUGCCUGUCUUUCCCUGGACUCUGGUAGGGAAAGAAUUCACCCUGAUGAUUCACAAGCUGUGACCUGCACCUCUUACGAGUUAGAAUUGUGAAUUUGCUCUACUCAUGCCCCAGUUGAAAAACUGAACAAUUAACAUAGAAAUUUGUCCUGGUCUUUGAAGCAACUUUACAGAAGCAAACACAAACUAUUCGUGGAGAAAGACACCCUCAACCUGUGUUUCCCAGGGUUCUGACAUACAAACCCAAGAUGAGGUCAUAAUCUAGAAUUAUAAAAUGUGAAGAAAGUCAACAUUUUAACAAAAUAAAAACCUCAAGUCUUUUAAGGUGAUAGAAAAAUCUGAAAUUCUAUAAAAAUGACUGUCUUGAAAAAUGAUGAAAAAAAAUCAAAACUGCAUGAAAGCAGACACAAAGAAAGAUAACUGGCUUAUUUGGAAAAAGAACCACAUAGCGUGUCUAGAAAUGAAAAAUAUAGUCACUGAAAUUUAAAACUCAACGUUAAAAUAUUCUACAUGUCAAACAGAUUAUACUCAGCUGAAGAAAAUGGGAACAGGAAGGCAGAGCCAUAAGCCAAUUCACAGAAUUCAGUAUAUAGAGAGGUGGAAAAUGUGAAAGAAUGGGGGAAGAGACAUACAAAUGAGAAGAGCAGGCACUUCCCUGGCGUCCAGUGGUUAAGACUCCAAGCUUCCACCGCAGGGGGCACGGGUUCGAUCCCUGGUCAGGGAACUAAGAUCCUGCACGCUGCAAAGCACGGCCAAAAAUACUAAAAACAAAACAAAAAAACAGAGAGAAGAGCAAACAGGAGCUCCUUAAAGACAAAAUGAAAAAAAGGAAGAAAAGUAAAUAUUCAAAGAUGUAUUGGCUCAGAUUUAAAAAAGAUGUGCAUUAACAUGCAUAUGUGUGUGAAAUAUAUGUGUAUAUAUAUGCAUAUAUAGACAUGCAAUAUAUGCCUAGCUGAAUAACUAAAAAUAAGUUCACAUCUAGAUGUACUCGAUGUAUAUCCGUCCAGAGUCUAGCUAAGCUGCUCUCUAGUAUUGCUGCCUCAUCCAUCGUGUUUGGUCAGAUGGCUGCAGGAACCUUAAGCUGACACAAGCCCCUCGUGCAAGGACAUGCCCUAUAGCAGCCGCUCGGCCACAAGCAGAUGUAAGUCCCUGGAGUGACUGCCCCGCAGCCCUUGUGAUCAGUAGCUCACCUGCCUCCCAGUGCCUGUAAGCUUUACGCACCCCUUAGCCAGGACCCCCGUGAGCUUACCAAAACCCUGCUCUUUGGGUUUGGAUUGAUCAAUCUGGUCCUAACCUAGAAACCCCAGAGCACUCCCCCGUGGACCCUAAUAAAGGGAUGUGUGCCAAGUCCAGUCCCUGUCUGCACUCCGCCUUGACCCCCCCCCGGGGCCCCUCCCGGUGUGCUGUGUGCUUGGUCCAGGCCCUGUGAGUAAUAAACUUGCCGAUUUCGAUUUCUCCGUGGUCUGUUGCUGAACCCACUCAUCGUCCUGCACCCUGUGCUCCACUUAACAAGUGUUAAUUUCACGAAGUCUUCACAGUUGGGAACAGGAUGGUAGAGUCUUGCAAUUGGCUGGUGGAGAAAUGCCUUUGGCUGGCAAACGGGCUGUGGCUGUGUCUCCCACAGGAUGCUGCCCCGUGGAGGGUGAACUCCCCCAGUGGGUGUUAGACUUUGGGUGUACUUCCCCACUCCAGGCACAGACCCAGCUGCUGACUGUUAGGAGACUUGGCCCCGGUUUCCAAAAGGUCCUGUCGGGGCAGGUGAGGGCUGAGAUGCACCCUGCCAUGAGCACUCAGCCACCACCGACUCACCAAAGCACUGGUUCUAGGCUCCGAGGUCCCAGCUCCGGUGAUCCUGCUGCCUCUGCGCUGGUGGGGGUGAGCCCGAUCCCAGUGAGGCUGAUUGGGACACCCUGAGGGGAAGCAGCUGCCUAUGAGUCCGGCUGCCCGGGAUUCCACUGCAGACCUUUAUGGUAACAUCCCCAAGGCCAAGUCAGUUGUCAGCGUGGCGGGUAAUAGAGAAUUAGAAGCUGAAACUUGGAACUGUAUUGCAUCUUCGAAAGUUGCUGAGUGAGUGAAUCUUGAAAGUUCUUAUCACAAGAAAAUAAAAUUUGGCAAUUACAUGAAGUGAUGUUCACUACAGUCAUGACGGUGAUCAUUUCGCAAUGUACACAGGUCGCGAAUCAUUGUGUUGUACUACCUGAAACCAAUAGGAUGUUAUGUGUCAAUUAUCUCUCAAUACAUAAAUAAACUGAAACUUGAAACUUGAUGCGUCUCAAGACUCAAAAUAUUUUGAAAGACUUUGUACAGCAGGAGGGAGAGAAAAGGGGCCAGUCAGCCUUUGAAA
This is a messenger RNA of Globicephala melas (long-finned pilot whale), 9112 nucleotides long. NCBI's taxonomy places the organism in Eukaryota, Metazoa, Chordata, Mammalia, Artiodactyla, Delphinidae. The record is from RefSeq and is a predicted model, not a curated record.